This is a messenger RNA of Pongo pygmaeus (Bornean orangutan), 3222 nucleotides long. RefSeq names its product pannexin 2 (gene PANX2). Gene Ontology annotation, cellular component: plasma membrane. NCBI's taxonomy places the organism in Eukaryota, Metazoa, Chordata, Mammalia, Primates, Hominidae. Gene Ontology annotation, molecular function: wide pore channel activity. Gene Ontology annotation, biological process: cell-cell signaling; positive regulation of interleukin-1 production; monoatomic cation transport. The record is from RefSeq and is a predicted model, not a curated record. Bases 541 to 2172 code for a protein of 543 amino acids. The transcript is spliced from 5 exons.
CGGCACCGUGCUGGUGCCCAUCCUGCUGGUCACCCUGGUCUUCACCAAAAACUUCGCAGCCCUUCCUGCGUCCUGAGAGCCGGCUGCGUGGCUGCGUGGCGUCCUCUCUCCCGCCCCCGCUUCUGUCCUCACAUCUCCUCUGACUCUGACCCUCUUAGAAGAACCCCGCAACUGCCGCCCACCAAGACCCCCAACCUAGGCAUGUCUGCAAAGUCCUCGUGAACCGGGAAACGUGACACCGCCACAGGCUCCAGGGUUGGGACGUGGCAUCUUUGGGGGCCAUGAUUCUGCUCGCUGCAGACCCCGUGUGGAGGGUGGACGCUCUUCUCUGGCUCCUGGGAUUGGCUGUGAGGACAAAACAUAAAGGAACCCAUUUACUGUUACACCCCGCACAACUUCACGCGCGACCAGGCGCUGUACGCCCGCGGCUACUGCUGGACGGAGCUGCGGGACGCGCUGCCCGGCGUGGACGCCAGCCUGUGGCCGUCGCUGUUUGAGCACAAGUUCCUGCCCUACGCGCUGCUGGCCUUCGCCGCCAUCAUGUACGUGCCCGCACUGGGCUGGGAGUUCCUGGCCUCCACGCGCCUCACCUCCGAGCUCAACUUCCUGCUGCAGGAGAUCGACAACUGUUACCACCGUGCGGCCGAGGGCCGCGCGCCCAAGAUCGAGAAGCAGAUCCAGUCCAAGGGCCCGGGCAUCACGGAGCGCGAGAAGCGCGAGAUCAUCGAGAACGCGGAGAAGGAGAAGAGCCCGGAGCAGAACCUGUUCGAGAAGUACCUGGAGCGCCGCGGCCGCAGCAACUUCCUGGCCAAGCUGUACCUGGCGCGGCACGUGCUGAUCCUGCUGCUGAGCGCCGUGCCCAUCUCCUACCUGUGCACCUACUACGCCACGCAGAAGCAGAACGAGUUCACCUGCGCGCUGGGCGCGUCCCCGGACGGGGCGGCAGGUGCGGGGCCCGCAGUGCGCGUGAGCUGCAAGCUCCCGUCCGUGCAGCUGCAGCGCAUCAUCGCGGGCGUGGACAUCGUGCUGCUGUGCGUCAUGAACCUCAUCAUCCUCGUCAACCUCAUCCAUCUCUUCAUCUUCCGCAAGAGCAACUUCAUCUUCGACAAGCUGCACAAGGUGGGCAUCAAGACGCGCCGGCAGUGGCGCCGCUCGCAGUUCUGCGACAUCAACAUCCUGGCCAUGUUCUGCAACGAGAACCGCGACCACAUCAAGUCGCUCAACCGGCUGGACUUCAUCACCAACGAGAGCGACCUCAUGUACGACAACGUGGUCCGGCAGCUGCUGGCGGCGCUGGCGCAGUCCAACCACGACGCCACCCCCACGGUGCGCGACUCGGGGGUGCAGACCGUGGACCCCAGCGCCAACCCCGCCGAGCCCGACGGCGCCGCGGAGCCGCCCGUGGUCAAGCGGCCGCGCAAGAAGAUGAAGUGGAUCCCCACCAGCAACCCGCUGCCGCAGCCCUUCAAGGAGCCGCUGGCCAUCAUGCGCGUGGAGAACAGCAAGGCGGAGAAGCCGAAGCCCGCGCGCAGGAAGACGGCCACGGACACGCUGAUCGCGCCGCUGCUGGACCGCUCCACCCACCACUACAAGGGCGGAGGGUGCGACCCAGGCCCGGGCCCUGCCCCCGCCCCCGCCCCGCCGCCCGCCCCCGACAAGAAGCACGCGCGCCACUUCUCCCUGGACGUGCACCCCUACAUCCUCGGCACCAAGAAGGCCAAGCCCGAGGCGGUGCCCGCCGCCCUGCCCGCCUCCCGGAGCCAGGAGGGGAGCUUCCUGUCCCAGGCGGAGGACUGUGGGCUGGGCCUGGCCCCGGCGCCCACCAAAGAUGCUCCGCUCCCCGAGAAGGAAAUCCCGUACCCCGCAGAGCCAUCCCGGGCAGGGCUUCCCUCGGGGGGCCCGUUCCACGUCCGCUCACCUCCCGCCGCCCCUGCUGUGACCCCUCUGACACCAGCCAGCCUGGGCAAGGCGGAGGCCCUCACCAUCCUGAGCCGAAACGCCACACACCCGCUGCUGCACAUCAACACGCUGUACGAGGCCCGGGAGGAGGAGGAAGGGGGCCCCCGCCUGCCGCAGGACGUGGGGGACCUCAUCGCCAUCCCUGCCUCACAGCAGAUCCUCAUCGCCAACUUCGACGAGCCGAGAACGGUCGUGAGUACUGUGGAGUUUUGAGGGAUGGCACCGUCCAGGCCGCUGAGAGCCCCUCUGUGUGAGUGUGGUGUGGCCUGGCCAGCCUCCCAGUGGACGCCAGCCCUGCGUGGACGUGGCCUCUGCUUCGCCAGCACUGCCCGCAUCCCCAACCUCUGUCCGCAUGCCUGGGGCCUUCACCCCCACGCGCUCGACAGGGGAACCCGCCCGGACGGCAUCGCCAGGCACUGGCUGGGGUGGGGAAAGGUGGCCCCGUGGAGCCGGUGGCCAGGAAGGCUGAAGCCCGCCUCCCAUGCUCCUGCAUCAGGUGUCCAGACGUGGGUGGGGGCCGUGAGGUGAAGAGUUUAUUUUUUUAGUCCAUUUCGUCCUGGCCCCGGGCUGUGGCGAGACAGCCCAGCUCCCCCAGCCCCAUUUCGUCCUGGCCCCGGGCUGUGGUGUGUGGGGGAGCCCAGCUCCCCCAGCCCAGAGCCAGGGAAAAGGAAGGUGGGGCCAGUCCCACCAGUGAGGUGGCCACACCCAUGGGGUCACAUGCUCAGGGGUCACCCCCUGCAGGGACCUGAUGCCCUCGGGUGGGAGGGACCGAGGUCCACCCUCGGGUCAAAGAUCAACGUGCACUUUCUCCUUGUCGCCUGACAUACAUUUUAUUUUACUAAGACUGCUGUAGCGAACAAGCAUAUUUAUCAUCAGGAGACAGGAUGGGUUUAAAGCAGGAUGGUGUGUGUGUGAACGGGCAUAAGCAGAGGUGGGCGUGAGCGAGCGGGUGUGUAUGCACGAGUAUGCACGUGUGUGCCUGUGCACAGAGGGUGUGGUGCCAGCUUGGGUGGGAGUGUGUGAGUGUGAGGAGGCGGGUGAGUGCAUGAGUGCACGCCAGCGCAUGGCCCAUGUAUGAGGAGUGAAGGAGCCCAACGCAAUAACCACGUCCCCCACCCGGGCCCCCCGCCGCGGCUGAGGCCACAUGGCUUCCUGUGGGAGCCCCGGCCGGCACCCGGCUGGUCCCACCCCGGAUACCUCAGCCAUGGAGGCCAUGUCCUGCAGAAUUAACAAGGUAGCACCGAGCAUAUCAAUAAAUAUUAU